AGAGAAAGAGGAACGUUUUGGGGACGGCCAUAAGACCCGAACGGCAUUAAACAAUCGCGCGUACCAUUGCACGGGUAAUGGCGGAUUAUAUAUAAAGCAGAACUUACCGCUCACAGCAACACAUUCGGAUCUGUGCCUCUUCCUACUGUGGAGUGUGUCAUCCCGUACAAGUGCUCUCGGUGCUCGUGCUGCGAGGUUGGUGCUAGACAGUUGACAACUCGUGCAGUGUUUGCCUUCCGUUGCAUGUGCAAGUGCAACAUAGUACCGGAUCUGUGAUACAUAUUUGUUGGUUUUUUUCAUCAGUGUGUUUUUUAGUGAUUUAUUCGUUCUUUAUCAUGAAAUUUAUAUUGCUGACGACGCUGGUGGCGGCGUGUUCGUGCGCCCGUCUGGACAACAACUACCUGCCACCGCCGGGAGCGGCUUCUGCUGGGGGUGGUCCAGGCCUGACGGCACCAUCACCGGGCGGAGGUCCCCGUCCGGGCGGUGCACCUGGAGGUCCAGGUGGUGCGGGAGGUUUCGGUGGCCCCGGUACGGCACCGGGUGGUGGAGGCUUUGGAGGUGGCGCACCGUCCGGAGCUGGAUUUGGUGGAGCAGGACCCACUGCGGGAGGUUUCGGUGGUCAGGCACCUCGACCGGGUGGAGUUGGAGGUGGUCCAGCGGCAGGUCGUCCAGGAACACCUGCUCCCGCGUACGGUCCUCCCUCCAGUGGAUUCGGAGGCGGUGCUCCAUCCUCUUUUGGCAGCGGUGCUGGAGCUCCCUCUGGUGGCUUCUCGUCUGGCGGAAGUGGAUUCGGCGGAGGAUCUCCAGGUGCUGCACCAGCCGGUCCAAGUCAACCACCGAUCGAGAUUAUCUCCUACGAGAACAUGAACAAUGGCGAUGGAACUUACAAAUAUAGCUACGAAACGGCCAACGGUAUUAAGGUUCAGGAGCAGGGUGAGAUCAAGAACAAGGGUUCCGAAAACGAGAUCCCAAGCGUACAGGGUUCCUACUCGUACACCGCACCUGAUGGACAGGUCAUCACAGUGACGUACAUUGCGGAUGAGAAUGGAUUCCAGCCGCAAGGUGAUCACCUCCCAACACCACCACCAAUUCCGGAAGAGAUCCAGAAGGGACUUGACGCGAUCGCUGCAGCCCAGGCUGCCGGUGGUGCUGUUGGCGGUCCUGGAGGUCCUGGUAGUGGGGCAGGCUAUCCGGGAGCUGCUGGCAAACCUUCCCAAGGCUAUCCGGGCUCGGUAACCGGAUCGGGUGGAUAUCCUUCCGGUGCUGGUGCACCAGGCGCUACCGGCCCUGGUGGUCGUCCAGGUCAGGGAGGUUAUCCGAGUGGACCGGCUGGUGGAUCUGCUGGCUAUCCUGCCGCAGGUGGUCCUGCCGCUCCCGGUGGUUCCGCUGGCUAUCCUUCCGGUGGUCCAGGAGCACCCGCUGCCCCGCGUCCGAGCGCACCCGGAAGACCAUCCGGUAAUGGGUCGUUUAAUCCACAGUCCGGUUACCAGUAUUAAAAUGCCACCAUUACCACAUUAAGGCCGCAACACAUCACAUGCAUUUAAGCAGAAAAGAAACAUAAAAAAACACAGGAAACAAAUGGAAUGAAAAAAAGGUUCACUCGCUGUAAAUAAGGUGAAAUGGUGAACGGUUGUAAUAAAAAGUAAAAACAAAAAAAAAAUUGCCCCGAAUACGUUUCUGAUGUAAGCUUGCAACAGUAUGAAUGGAUGUAGUUGCGGGCGGAGAACUGGUUUGAACUUGAUCUUGAACUGAGCUAGCACGGAAGAUGAAGGUCGGUGGGGUGUAAAGUGCAAAUGCGAUCUUUCUCGUGGAGAUGUGAAUGAACAGAAAAAGCUCGGACGAUGAAUUCGAAGUCGACAUUGGAGUGUCGACAUAAAAGCUCACACAAUCAACUGGCAAA
Molecule: messenger RNA, 1900 nt
Organism: Anopheles funestus (African malaria mosquito)
Lineage: Eukaryota; Metazoa; Arthropoda; Insecta; Diptera; Culicidae
Product: pupal cuticle protein 36-like
Exons: 4
Coding region: 336-1496 (386 amino acids)
Cellular component (GO): chitin-based extracellular matrix
Molecular function (GO): structural constituent of chitin-based larval cuticle
Source: RefSeq, a predicted model, not a curated record